This is a messenger RNA of Cooperia oncophora, 258 nucleotides long. NCBI's taxonomy places the organism in Eukaryota, Metazoa, Nematoda, Chromadorea, Rhabditida, Trichostrongylidae. The record is from the annotation of a GenBank genome assembly.
UUGACUUUCACCUUUUCAGUUAAUGACGCGGCAAAUCCUUCUCUCACUUACACAAUCACCGAGGAUUUAAUCAAGGAAGCCGCAGAACUCUGUGCUCAGAUCGUGCUCGAGCAGGACACAAUGAUUGAAAUAGAAGCACCUGUGAAUGUUUGUGGCGACAUACAUGGCCAGUAUCCUGAUCUGUUACGGAUAUUCAAUCGAUGCGGUUACCCUCCAGACUGUUCCUACCUAUUCCUUGGCGAUUACAUAGACAGGUGA